Molecule: messenger RNA, 1134 nt
Organism: Clunio marinus
Lineage: Eukaryota; Metazoa; Arthropoda; Insecta; Diptera; Chironomidae
Source: the annotation of a GenBank genome assembly
AUGGAUCAGUGCAAAAUUGAAUUCUUUAAGACAGUUGAAGAUUCAAUCAUUCCACAACUUCAAACAAUUUGUGAGGGUUGGAUUGAUAUCUUCGGAUGUGAAAAAUUGUUUAACAUUCAGGUCGAGUCUCUUGUUCAUCGACUUGAAAAAAUGUUUAAUGGAAUUGUGAAGAAAAAUCGAAAAACGCAAGCAAAGCUUAAAUCUCGAAUUGAAAGUUUAAUGAAUGAAAAGCAAAGAAUUGAAAGCUUGUUGAAUGAAGAAAUUAAGCCUCCAAUUGAUCAAAGUUUCUCACUUAAUGACCGACAUAAAAAUCUCAAAACCACGAUUAUUUCUUAUCGUGAGAAAUGCAUUAGAAAGUUCCAACAAGAAGCAAAAGAAUUAGCUGAGAAACUAGAAAUCGACUGUUCAAAUGUGAAGAAAUUAUUGGAAGAUGAUUUGCAAUUGACUGCAGCAAAUGUCGAUAAAUUGGAGGAAAUUGUUGUUGACUGGAGAGAACGAAAAAUUUUGUAUCAAGAAAUUGAAAACGUACGUUCACAAAUUGAAAUUAUUUGGAAAGAUCUAGAAGUGUCAGACGAAGUUCAAUCAGAAUUUGACUCAUUGCCACUCAAUAAUGAGUCACUCGAUAAACUUCAAGCAGAAUUGCAGAGAUGCAAUCAAUUGAAAUUGGAAAAAUUUCCAAAACUUGUUGAUCAACUUAUACAAGAAAUAUUUGAAUAUUCUGAAAAGUGCAAGAAACCAGUUCCACUUCGAAUGCAUCCUGAAGAUUACGAUCAAAGCAACUUGAUCGAAUUGGAAGCAAAUUUGAAAGACUUAAAAGUGUUUUAUGAAGAGAAUGAAAAAGUUUUAACACUUUUAGACAAACGUGACAAUUUGAAAACAGAAUUGGAAGCUUUGAAAGUUAAACAACAAGAUUUAAGGUCACGUUUACAAAAUCGAGGUGGUCAAUUGUUGAAAGAUGAGCAAGAAAGAAAACUGUUAGAAAAGAAACUACAGAAAGCAGAAAUUGCUUUAUCAAAAGCUGCCGCUGAGUACCAAUCAAUUCACAACACUCCUUUCACUGUCAAUGGAGAGCUUUUAAAACUUGAAAAGCUUAAUGUUCGACGAAAAUCAAUCAAAAAGCCUUACAAUGGUUAA